AUGGCUUUUUCCUACUGUCAUCUAAAGUAUAAUUUCUCAAAGACAAGUCGCAAAUUGAAUGUGUGCAAAGACUCGCACCCAAUGGAGGAGGAGGAAGCUGGCUCCAGGAUGGAGCAGGACAAUGAAAGAUUUUAUCACACUACUCAGAGUGAUGCUGGCCAGGUUUUAUCUGCUCUUCCCAGAAGUUCUAGGCAAGUUGAAAUUCUGAAAAACCUUACUACAACAUACGAGAUUGUUCUCUGGCAACCAUUGAUGGCAGACUUGAUUGGGAAGAAGCAAGAAAUUCAUUUUUUUGUGAAUGAGUCAGAUGUAGGCAUUGUGAAAGUCCACUUAAACGAGAGCAGAAUUCCAUUCUGGGUCUUGAUAGGAGACGUUGAAGAGCUCAUUGUACAGCAGACUUCAAAUGACACAGUCAGCCCCCGGGCGUCCUCAUCAUACUACGAACAGUAUCACUCAUUAAGUGAAAUCUAUUCUUGGAUGGAAGUUAUCACUGAGCGAUAUCCUGAUUUAGUUGAAAAAAUCCACAUUGGUUCCUCCUAUGAGAAGAAUCCACUUUAUGUUUUAAAGGUUUCCAAACAAGAACAAACAGCUAAAAAUGCUGUCUGGAUUGACUGUGGCAUCCAUGCCAGAGAAUGGAUUUCUCCCGCCUUCUGCUUGUGGUUCAUUGGCUAUGUAACACAAUACUAUGGGAGAGAAACACUGUACACUAAUCUUCUGAGACACAUGGACUUCUAUGUCAUGCCAGUAAUGAACGUGGAUGGUUAUGACUACAGCUGGAAAACGAAUCGGAUGUGGAGAAAGAACCGAUCUCUUCAUGGGAAUAAUCAAUGCAUCGGAACAGAUCUGAACAGGAACUUUGCUUCUAAACACUGGUGUGAGGCAGGUGCGUCAAGUUUUUCGUGUUCUGAAGCCUACUGUGGACCCUACCCUGAGUCAGAACCAGAAGUGAAGGCCGUAGCUGAUUUCUUGAGAAAAAAUAGAAACCACAUUAAGGCAUACAUAACUAUGCAUUCAUACUCCCAAAUGAUAUUGUUUCCAUAUUCCUACAGCAGAAACAAAAGUAAAGACCACAAGGAGCUGUCUCUAGUGGCCAGUGAAGCUGUUGAUGCUAUUGAGAGCAUUAAUAAAAACAUCAAGUAUACACAUGGCAGUGGCUCUGAAACCUUAUACCUAGCUCCUGGAGGUUCGGAUGACUGGAUUUAUGACUUGGGCACCAAAUACUCCUUUACAAUUGAACUUCGUGAUACGGGCAAAUUUGGAUUUUUGCUGCCUGAAAGAUAUAUCAAACCAACUUGCAAAGAAGCUCUCGCUGCUAUCUUUAAUAUAGUCCGGCACGUCAUCAAGAAUGCUUAA
Chrysochloris asiatica (Cape golden mole) is the source of this 1353-nucleotide messenger RNA. RefSeq names its product carboxypeptidase B2 (plasma) (gene CPB2). The transcript is spliced from 12 exons. Bases 1 to 1353 code for a protein of 450 amino acids. Gene Ontology annotation, biological process: proteolysis; fibrinolysis. The record is from RefSeq and is a predicted model, not a curated record. Gene Ontology annotation, molecular function: zinc ion binding; metallocarboxypeptidase activity. NCBI's taxonomy places the organism in Eukaryota, Metazoa, Chordata, Mammalia, Afrosoricida, Chrysochloridae.